GUGGUGCACCGCGGGUAUAUAUGUAAUCACUACAAGCAGACUUGCUCAGUAGCAUCGUGUGUGCAGACGGAGACUGGUGUACUUAAAGGGGACACCCUGACAUUUUAGUUGAGGUCCUCACUGAGAAGGCUGCUGAGAAAUUACUGGGAUUUAAGAAAAAGAUCACUUCAACUUGUGAAACAUCGUCAUCUGGCUGUCUUCACGCAAUAAAUCACCACAGGGGGAUUUGUGCAGAAUGGGCAAGAAAACAAUUCACUACUGCUCACAGUGUGGGAAGAGUUUUACCAAACCAAAUCAUCUCAAACAGCACAUGUACAUUCACACAGGAGAGAAACCAUAUUGCUGUUCACAAUGUGGACAGAGUUUUAGACAACUAAGUAACUUAAACAGACAUAAACUUCUUCACUCAGGAGUAAAGUCGUAUCAGUGCUCAGAGUGUGAAAAAAGUUUUGCUUGCAGUUGGAAUCUCAAAAAACAUGAGCGCAUUCACACAGGAGAAAAGCCUUAUUGCUGCUCACACUGUGGGAAGGGUUUUGCCACGCCAUAUAUUCUCAAACAACACAUGUACAUUCACACAGGAAAGAAACCCUAUCAUUGCUCAGAGUGUGGGAAGAGCUUUAUACAGUUGGGUGAUUUAAAAACCCACCAACGCAUUCACACAGGAGAGAAACCAUAUUGCUGUGUACAAUGUGGAUGUAGUUUUAGCCAAAUAAGUAACUUAAACAGACAUACGCUUGUUCAUUCAGGAGUAAAGCCGUAUCAGUGUUCAGAGUGUGAGAAGAGUUUUACACAAUUAAGUAGUUUCAAAAUCCACCAGCGCAUUCACACAGGAGAGAAGCCCUAUCAAUGCUCACAGUGUGGGAAGAGAUUUAUACAAUCAGGUUAUUUACAAACCCACCAACGCAUUCACACAGGAGAGAAGCCAUAUCACUGCUUACACUGUGGGAAGAGUUUUACGAAUUCAAGUAAUUUAAUAAAACACCAGCGCAUUCACACAGGAGAGAAACCAUAUCAGUGCUUACAGUGUGAGAAGAGAUUUACAAAUUUACGUGGUUUGAAAACUCACCAACGCAUUCAUACAGGAGAGAAGCCAUAUAAUUGAAAUGUUGAAGGACAUUUAUGCUGCUACAACUUUAGCUAGCUGUGAUUACAGUAAGCCUAUUCAAUUGUAUGUGUCAGAUGAACAGGGGUUUUCUAAUGACAUUUUAUCUCAGUAAUGGAGUUGCAGCCAAUAAUCUCUCAUGUGUGUAAGAUAGGCUAUGAUGUGAUACUUUCUUUACCAGAGUUGACAAUAAGAGGGACCAGACAGUUAAUCUGUCAGACAGGAAGAUGACCAUUAUGGAUGGUGAGCAACAUGAUUGUUAGAUAACUUCUACUAGCACUGAGUGCAUGGCAGGAUUUGGAAAGCCAACUGCUAGCACACACAGAUAUAACUUUUUUUUUUUUUUUUUUUUUUAAAUGGUCAUCCUUCGUGGCCUAGAGGGAAAUUUGGCUGGUUACACAGUUGUCACCUUGUAAUGAGGUAACAGGUUUUGUUACUGUAUAGCCAAUGAAUCAUGUUCAGUGUAAAUGUUCAGUCACCACUUUGGUUCCACUUGGGCACAGAGGCCUUUAUUUUAUGGAUUGGUUGUUCUGGAUUUGGUUGUUUUUUAUUAUUAUUUUUUUUUACUAUUAUUAUUUUGUUUGUCUGGUUGGCUGGGGCGAGACUUGAACACUCCUGAAUUUCACAGUGGCAUCACAUUUAAGCAAGUUGUGGUGGUUAAACAGGGGGCUGUAAAGACCCGUCUUAGGAAGUUAGCAGAUGCUCUCUAGAUUUGUGUUUUGCUCUGUUUUCCUGACAUUUUUCUUCUGUUAAUACUCUUCACUCAUUAGAUCGCAAAUAUUAUUGAUUCUUUUUACUUGUUUUUCUGUUGUUUAUGGCUGUAAUAAAAUAUUUUUUGAGCUAA
Messenger RNA from Tachysurus fulvidraco (yellow catfish), 1946 nucleotides. RefSeq names its product zinc finger protein 239-like. Gene Ontology annotation, biological process: regulation of transcription by RNA polymerase II. The transcript is spliced from 3 exons. Gene Ontology annotation, molecular function: DNA-binding transcription factor activity, RNA polymerase II-specific; RNA polymerase II cis-regulatory region sequence-specific DNA binding. Bases 236 to 1102 code for a protein of 288 amino acids. The record is from RefSeq and is a predicted model, not a curated record. Lineage: Eukaryota; Metazoa; Chordata; Actinopteri; Siluriformes; Bagridae.